Molecule: messenger RNA, 7729 nt
Organism: Chiloscyllium plagiosum (whitespotted bambooshark)
Lineage: Eukaryota; Metazoa; Chordata; Chondrichthyes; Orectolobiformes; Hemiscylliidae
Gene: dock8
Product: dedicator of cytokinesis 8
Biological process (GO): small GTPase-mediated signal transduction; positive regulation of GTPase activity; positive regulation of T cell migration
Cellular component (GO): cell leading edge
Molecular function (GO): guanyl-nucleotide exchange factor activity
Source: RefSeq, a predicted model, not a curated record
UAGGGCUGGCGAGAAAGGUGAAAAUGCGGAAGUUUCCACCCCGCUGUGGUAUUUUGAAGAUUGGAUCCUAAACCUUGCUGUCGGUUCCCUGGGCGGCAUUCCCAGGAUAUAUACACACACAGGAUCCAUGGCUACAUUAAAUUCAGAGCGGAGAGCGUUCGCUCAGAGGAUCAAUAGGUAUUCCUCAGCUGAAAUGAGAAGGCAGUGUUUCCAACAAACAAAUCAUGCAGCUAUUUUUCACCAACGCACUUCCAGUGUCAUUGGCUCCCCAUCAUUGCAUAUACCUCCAUUUUAUGACCCUGUGGUACCACUGGAUUUUGAGGAGUUUGUGAUGUCACAGAUCAACAUUAUAGAGCCUGACCUUCAGCAAGACCUGGGAGACUUCCCUGACGAUGACCUGGAAAUUACUUUUAUUCCAAGAGAAUGCAGAACGGUGCACCCUUCAGUCCCUGAAGAAGGAGUUGGUUUAGAUCCACUUGUACGAGACUGUGUCCAGACCUACACUCAGGGUUGGCUCAUUGUCGACAGAAGGAACCAAGGAGAAAUUGGGGCUCUGAGUUCAAACAGACUUGAAUCGAGGAGGGAUCUGUACAAGACUCUUCCAAAGCAGUUGUUUGAAUCUGAAGAAAGUGGCAAUACAGUCAGUCAAGAGGAUGAUGCAAGACCUCAUCUGGUUCUGUGUGAUCAGCCAGGGAGGGCAACGUUGACAUCCUGUGACUUUGACCUUCGCAGCUUGCAGCCAGAUACCCGUUUAGAAAAUAUACUUCAGCCCAUCACACCAGAGGGACUCGAUAAACAAAAUGAAGAAACACGCAGAGCCAACAGGCAUAUGGAAUUAUUUGCACUCUAUCCACCAAUAGAUGAGGAGGAUGCUGUGGAGAUUCGGCCAAUUCCUGACUGUCCAAAGGAGCACAUUGGCCACAGGAUCCAUGUAAAGUGCCACACUUUAAAGUUUGAAAUUGAAGUGGAACCACUCUUUGCCAGUUUAGCCUUGUAUGAUUUAAAAGAGAAGAAAAAGAUUUCCGAAAAUUUCUACUGUGAUUUGAACACUGACCAGAUCAAAGCCUUUCUUCGUUCUCACACGAAUCAAAUGGCGCCAUCCAGUCUGAGUAGGUCAGCCAUCUUCUCCAUCACCUACCCUUCUCCAGACAUCUACCUGGUCAUUAAGAUUGAGAAAGUCCUUCAGCAGGGAGAUAUUGCAGAAUGUGCUGAACCAUAUAUUGUCAUGAAAGAAUCGGAGUCUGCCAAAAAUAAAGACAAGAUUGAGAAACUGAAAUCUCAAGCAGAGAACUUUUGCCAGCGAUUGGGGAAAUACCGUAUGCCGUUUGCCUGGGCUUACAUAAACAUCAUGAACGUGGUCUCGACAGCAUCAGACAGGGAUUCAGUGGAGGUUGAAAACAUCAAUGGUAAAGGAAACAGUGGAGACAAGAAAGUUUUCACACAACAAAGAAGACUUUCUGAGAGGUCAGCUUUUCUGGAGGAUCAGUAUAAUCUGUCCAGUUUCAAAGCAGCCACAAUUACCAUCAAUAAUUUCUUCAAACAGGAAGGCGACAGGCUAAGUGACGAAGAUUUACUCAAGUUUUUAGCGGAACUGAAAAGGUCUUCUGCAUCACUAAGGAGACUGCGGCCAAUAUCAGGUUUAAUCAAGCUUGAAAUUUCACCAGCUGCAGAGAACCCCCCCUGCUGUUUUACACCUGAACUUUUGCCUGUGAAACCACUUAUUGAAAACCGCAGCCGACCAAUUAAAGAAAUCCUUGAGUUCCCGUCUCAUGAAGUCUUCGUUCCACAUACGUCAUACAGGAAUCUACUUUAUGUCUAUCCACAGCGGCUUAAUUUCGGCAAUCGGUUAGCCUCUGCUAGAAAUAUCACAAUCAAAAUCCAGUUCUUUGCAGAUGAGGAUCUGAAUAAUCCCAUGCAGGUUAUCUUUGGAAAGUCAAGCAGUGCAGAGUUUGUUUCAGAAAUGUACACUUCAGUUACUUAUCAUAACAAGUCUCCUGAUUUUUAUGAGGAAGUGAAAGUUAAACUUCCAGCCAAGAUUACAGAAAAACACCAUUUGCUGUUUACAUUCUAUCACAUCAGCUGUCAACAGAAACAAAACCAAGGAGGCUCAGUGGAGUCUCUGAUUGGCUACUCAUGGUUACCAAUUCUAAUGAAUGAGCGUCUUCAGACAGGCCAUUACUGCCUGCCAAUGGCCUUGGAAAGGCUUCCCAACAAAUACUCCAUGCACUCACCAGAGCAGAAGAUUCCAAACCAGAAUCCACCGGUCAAGUGGCUAGAUGGUCAUAAAGGUGUAUUCAGUGUGGAGAUACAAGCUGUUUCCUCGGUGCAUACGCAGGACAAUCACCUUGAUAAAUUCUUCGCUCUGUGCCACACCCUGGAAGGCCAGGUGACAUUUCCAUGUUGGAUACUGGAUCAAAAGAUAACAGAAAAUGAACUGGAGCAUGAGCUGAAAUUGAGUAUAAUCUCACUGCCAUCAGCUCGGCUUGAACCAUUGGUCCUGUUUCUGCACCAGAUCAUGGAUAAGCUUUUCCAGCUGACAAUCCAGCCCAUUGUUGUCGCAGGCCAGACAGCCAAUCUUGCCCAACUCACAUUUGAGUCGGUUGUGUCAAUAGUGAACAGCCUUCAUAACAGCCCUGACCUCAGCAAAGAUCAGCAUGGACGCAAUUGCCUCCUCAUGUCUUAUGUCCACUACGUAUUUCGCCUGCCAGAUAUUCAGAAAGAGUUGGCAAAAGGAGUUUCAGCAGCACCUCCAAUUUUACCAGAGAGCCGUUAUUAUACUGUGGGGCGUUCCAGUGCAGCUCAUGUGGGAUCCAGAUUGUUACAAUCCCGCAUCAUGAGUAGCAGCAAUCCUGAUAUUGCUGGCACUCAGGCAUUAGCUGAUGAAGAAAUUAAAAAUGCCAUGUCCUCAAAGGGAAUGGAUCGAAGCGGUGUGCGGAUGUCUUCCUACGUCGAAGUCAGCAGCUAUUUCCACAACGCUAGCUCAGUUGGACGAUCAUCAACCAGAAAGCAAUUUCACGAAGAGCUGGCACUGCAGAUGGUCGUCAGUACAGGAAUGGUGAGAGAAAACGUCUUCAAAUAUGCCUGGUUCUUCUUUGAGCUUCUGAUUAAAAGCAUGGCUCAGUACUUUUGCAUGAUGGAAAAGCAGGAAUGUUCCCGAAAAUUACGCUUUUCUGAUCGCUUCAAAGAUGACAUUACCACGAUCGUCAAUGUGGUUACAGCAGAGAUUGGCACAAUUCUUGUGAAACAACAAAAGGAAACAGAGCAGGCUGAAAAAAUCAACAUAAGCUUGGCAUUUUUCCUGUACGACCUUCUAUCGCUCAUGGACCGUGGCUUUGUGUUUAGUCUCAUUAGAAAUUAUUGCUGCCAGCUUUCUAUCAAACUGCAAUCAAUGCCCACCCUCAUUUCGAUGAGACUGGAGUUCCUGAGGAUUCUCUGCAGCCAUGAACACUAUCUCAGCCUCAACCUUUUCUUUAUCACCAAUCUGUCUGCACCAGCUUCCCCAUGCCUCUCAAUAUCAUCACAGAAUUCUAGUUCGUCUUCAAGUGUCCAAGACCAAAGGAUUGCCAACAUGUUUGAGCUUUCAGCUGAUUAUCGUCAACAGCACUUUCUGACUGGACUGCUGUUCACUGAGCUCACAGCUGCACUGGAUACUGACAUAGAAGGGAUAGCAAAGGUUCAAAAGAAAGCUGUCAAUGCCAUUGUCAGUCUGCUGUGUUCCCACGAUCUGGACUCUCGCUAUUCAAAACCAGAGAUCAAAGCAAAAGUAGCUGCCUUGUACCUCCCUCUGAUCGGGAUCAUUCUAGAUGCAUUGCCACAGCUCUAUGACUUCACAGAUGCUCGGACCAGGAAGAUUCGUCCAAGUAGUUCAGAUGGUGAGAACGACACCAACCCCAUCAAUCCGUCCAUUGCCUCAUCAAUAGCUGGAAAUGCAGGAAACACCAUGCUGAAGAGCUCAGCGACAACCUUUACAUCUCUGCUAAGCAAACAGCUAACCCCAUUGGCUGCUGACGCCAGUCGGGAUUUACUGAUUUCCUUUUUAUGGAUCUUGAAGAAUGCUGAUCAAACACUUAUCAGAAAAUGGAUUAUAGAUCUUCCUGUCACCCAACUCAACAAGAUCCUAGACCUGUUGCACCUCUGUGUUUCGUGCUUUGAGUAUAGGAGCAAAGUAACUUCAGAUAAAGUCAGCACACAGGCCCUCCAGAAAAGCAAACACACCAAGGCACGACUGGAGGAAGUGCUUCUGGGAAACGCAGGAGCCAGGGGAGAGAUGAUGAAGCGAUGCCGUGGGCCAGGAAAUGAAAGAAACUUUGGAAUAAAUGAAAACCUGCGAUGGAGAAAAGAUCAAACGCAGUGGCGACAAGGCAAUGAGAGACAGGAAAAAACUAAAGCAGACCUGGAUCAGGAAGCGCUGGUCUCUGGAAACCUAGUUACGGAGGCUAAUCUCGUUAUUUUAGACACACUAGAGAUAAUUAUAAAGGCAAUUUUGGUAUCCGACUGUAAGGACAGUGUCUUGGGAAACAUUCUCAGGGUGAUUCUUCACAGCCUGGGCUGUAAUCAGAGCUCCUACUACCUGACACAUUGCUUCAACUCAUUGAGAGCACUCAUAGCCAAGUAUGCAGACCUACUGUUUGAAGAGGAAGCAGAGCAGUGUUCUGACAUGUGUCAGAGAGUGUUACACCAUUGCAGCAGCAGCAUGGACAGUACCAGGACCCAAGCCUGUGCCACACUGUACCUCAUCAUGAGGCACAGCUUUAGUACAAUCAGCAAUUUUGCUAGAGUUAAAAUGCAGGUCACCAUGUCGUUAGCAUCUCUGGUGGGUAAAUCAUCAGAUUUUAAUGAAGAAUAUUUGAGGCGAGCUUUACGAACUGUUCUGGCUUAUGCAGAGGAAGAUGAUGAUAUGCAACCGACAAUGUUUCCAAUUCAGGUGGAGGAACUACUGUUUAAUCUCAACAGCAUCUUAUCUGACACUGUCAAAAUGAGGGAGUUCCAGAAAGAUCCUGAGAUGCUCAUGGAUCUAAUGUACAGGUUGGCUAAAGGAUAUCAGACUUCACCUGACCUACGUUUGACCUGGCUACAGAACAUGGCUGAGAAGCAUACGAAGAGGCAGUGUUACACUGAGGCUGCAUUGUGUUUGGUGCAUGCUGCAGCACUGGUAGCAGAGUACCUCAGCAUGUUGGAAGAUCACAAGUACCUUCCUGUGGGCAGUGUUAGCUUUCAGAAUAUAUCACCUAAUGUUCUGGAAGAAUCUGCAGUAUCAGAUGAUAUCUUGUCCCCAGAUGAAGACGGAAUAUGCAGUGGAAGAUAUUUCAGUGAAAAUGGUCUUGUGGGUUUGCUUGAACAAGCUGCUGAGCUUUUCAGCACGGCCUGCAUGUUUGAAAGUGUGAAUGAAGUCUACAAAGUUGUCAUACCAAUUCAAGAAGCCCAUAGAGAUGUCAACAAAUUGGCUUAUAUACAUGAGAAGCUCAAAAAAGCAUUUGAAAGCAUAACAGCAAAGGGUUCUAAGCGGAUGUUUGGCACGUAUUUCCGUGUUGCAUUCUAUGGAGCGAAAUUUGGGGAUUUGGAUGAACAGGAAUAUAUCUACAAAGAACCUGCCAUUACCAAACUACCAGAAAUUUCUCAUCGGCUGGAGGCAUUUUAUGGACAGUGUUUUGGUGAUGCUGCUGUGGAGGUUAUUAAAGAUUCUAGCCCUGUCGAAAAGGGCAAGUUGGAUCCCAACAAGGCCUACAUACAAAUAACAUUUGUGGAGCCAUUCUUUGAUGAUUAUGAAAUGAAAGAUAGAGUCACCUAUUUUGAAAAGAAUUUUAAUCUUCGGCGCUUCAUGUACACCACGCCCUUCACGAAGGAUGGACGUCCUCGGGGAGACCUGAAAGAACAAUACAAGAGGAAGACAAUCCUGACAACCCAGCAUGCAUUCCCUUACAUCAAAACGAGAAUUAAUGUCAUUCAGAAAGAAGAGUUUAUUCUAACACCUAUUGAGGUAGCUAUUGAAGAUAUGCAGAAGAAAACACUCGAGUUAGCAGUUGCAACUCAACAGGAACCUCCAGAUCCCAAGAUGCUUCAGAUGGUGCUACAAGGUUCGGUGGGAGCUACUGUAAACCAGGGUCCAUUAGAAGUAGCACAAGUAUUUCUGGCGGAAAUUCCAGAAGAUUCAAAGCUCUUCAGACAUCACAAUAAAUUAAGGUUAUGCUUCAAAGAGUUUAUCAUGCGAUGUGGUGAGGCUGUGGAGAAGAACAAAGGGCUGAUUGCCACUGACCAAAAGGAAUAUCAACAAGAACUGAAGAAGAAUUACAACAAAUUGAAGGAGAACCUAAGACCAAUGAUUGGGCGCAAGAUCCCAGACCUGUAUAAACCAGUGGUUAAAAUCCACAGAGAGAGCAAGGGAUCCUUUAAAAGAUCAAGUUUCAGAAAGUACGAGACAUCACCAUCAAGUGCACAGAACAGCUGAUGGAAUCCGAGUCAAUGUGAGACACUAGGAUUUGUCCUUCAUCGUUCAUUUGCAAUAAGGGCAAUGCAUUGAGUGCUUAAAGCCAUCAAGGCAGAUGAGUGAAAAGUAUGUAACCUGAACUUGAUUAAUUUUUAAAAGGUGAAGCACUUUUAAUAAGGUAACAACCAUGGACUGAUACUGAUAUCAUAUAUUUCACGUGCAGACAACAUUGCCAAGUGUCAUUUUAAGCUGCUGUUUGAAAAUUCAACUCACAAAAGUGGUUUUAAUGCCAUGUCUUCCUGCAUUUCUCCAUGAUAUCAGCUGGGAGCAUUUAUUGCCCUGUCAUUGUAUUCCUGACCAAUUAAUAGAUCUGUGUUUAAUGUUUACAUGAACUGGCAGUGUAUUUUAGAACCACAAGUACAGCUAGUUGUUAUAUUGAUGUUCCUCUCUGUUACGUUUGUAUAUAGCCUAUUACAUAUUCUUUUUGAGACUGUCAUUGAAUUUUAAACACAGUGAUAGCACUUUUUGUCUUAGAUCUAUUGAUAGAAUCUUGUUGUUAAAAUAUAAUAUUGGAUUUGAAUCAAGAUGUUUUUUCAGUGUAUAUAUCUUAUAUAUAUAUGCUAUUAGGUGCCUGUAAUCUGUUCUGCAACUCAUAUACCUCUGUUGUUAAACUCAGUGCAAUUUUGACUACUUCAUGGGUGUGAAUUUAUAUACUAACUAUAUUUGAGACACAAUAAGUCCAGAAUGAUAUUUACCUUGCAACUUUACAACACUGUUUAAUUUCUGAAGUUCAGAUCUAUGACAUCCUAUUAUCCAAAACAGGUAUGGACCAAUGAAGGAAGGAUUAUUUUAAACAUUCAAUGAAAUGCAAUAUGCUUGUGGUCUGAGAAUAUAACAUUCCCAGUAUUGCCACGUAAUUGAUCCAAAUGAAGACGUUAAAAUGAAUAAGGACAUCCAAACACUUGAUUUUAGGAUGUGAUGAUUUACUAAGUGACUAUCAGAAAGUGAUUCAUUGAUUACAUGGGACAUGCUGGGCAAAUGAAAUUAAUUCUUUAUGCAGUCUCAUCCUGGAAGUUUAUGUUAUUUUUAUUUCCCUUUAACUUGGAUAAGAUAUCCUCUUUCGAUAAAAGCUGAUCUGCUCAGAGAUGUAAUUUUGAAUUGCUCAGCGGCGAUAUCCAAAUUGCAAAAUAUGCUUCUAGACUCGUUAUUAUUGAUAUUUGUAAACUGCCUUGAGUUCUCAUUUGUAUAUUAUCUUGUGUACAGAAACUUCUGACCAUGCAAAAUAAAACUUGUCAACCAAUGGGA